AUCGAGACGAUGCGAGUCUCUGGGCAUGUCGAGGUCGCCGAGGGUUUCGGGCUGGCGCUGGAUGCUGGCCUGCGCUCGGCCGAGCUCCUAAGCUUGCUCGUCGGGGACGCGAUGUUCACCGACGGCGCUGACGGGCGCCCCCUUGUCGCGUUCCGCUUCGGCGUGAUCGGGCGGGGCGAGGGAGCCAAGACAGGGGCGGGGCAGGGCGCCUUGAUUGACCGUCAGCACGUGGCCCAGAUGGCACUGCGACGGACGCCGCGGCAGAUGCAGCGGAGAGGGCGGCGGGCAUCCGACGAGAGCGCGAUGAAGCGCGCGAAGAGCCGCGCCCACGUCGCCGCAGGAGAGGCCGCGCCGGCGGACAUCCUCGAGAAUGGCGCAGAGCUGCUUCGCGCCGGCCGGCGCCCUGAGCAA
Messenger RNA from Prorocentrum cordatum, 411 nucleotides. Lineage: Eukaryota; Dinophyceae; Prorocentrales; Prorocentraceae. The record is from the annotation of a GenBank genome assembly.